CCCAUGCAGUUGCAAGGUAAUUACCCAUCUCUGCCAUCCGGGGGCAAACCAGCCGACUCCCUUCUCCCCCCAGUCCCCACCGCCGCGCCGCUCCCGCCUCUCUCACGCGAGGGGACGACUAGGGUUUGGCCCCGCCGCCGCCGUUCCAGGAGGCCCGUCGCCCUCCUUCCCUCUCCCCGCGCCAUCCCGACGCCCGUGGCCCACCGGACGCGGUCCGCCAUCGCCCGCCCACGAAAUCCCCGAGCUGCAUAGUACCUGAGGCUGACGGAGGUUACCGGGAGCUGCCCGCCCCGGAGGACUCGCAGCCCGCGGAGGACCGAUUCCAAGGUUUGAACUUUCUUUCAAAAUAUAAAAUAUGGCUGCGGUUGAUACAGCAGCCAAGGAGAUGGAGGCACUGCAUGUUGGACAAAAUGAUGAAAUGAAAGAGAAUCUAAUUAAAGAGGACAAAGCUGCAAACAGCAAUAGUGCGGCUCUUGCAGCUCAGUCCUCACCACCAGAGGAUGAUGACGAUGAAGCACAAACUGAUGGUCCAUCUCAAGAUGGAGCACCAGCUGUAAAGAAGAAAAAGAAGAAAAACAAAUCCAAAAAGAAGAAGGACCCCCUUCAGCAGACAGAUCCUCCAUCAAUACCUGUUGAUGAGCUUUUCCCUUCAGGUGAAUUUCCUGAGGGUGAAAUCCAACAAUAUAAGGAUGAUAAUUUAUGGAGAACAACUAGCGAGGAAAAGAGGGAGCUCGAACGACUGCAAAAGCCAAUGUACAACUCUGUUCGCCGAGCAGCAGAAGUUCAUAGACAGGUCCGGAAAUAUAUGAGGAGCAUCAUAAAGCCUGGAAUGUUAAUGGUUGAUCUAUGUGAAACAUUGGAAAAUAUGGUCCGGAAACUUAUCAAGGAGAAUGGACUGCAAGCUGGAAUUGCCUUUCCAACUGGAUGCUCCUUGAAUUGGGUUGCAGCUCACUGGACUCCAAAUGCGGGUGACAAAACUGUGCUACAAUAUGAUGAUGUGAUGAAGCUAGAUUUUGGAACACAUAUAGAUGGGUACAUUGUUGAUUGUGCAUUUACUGUUGCGUUCAAUCCUAUGUACGAUCCAUUGCUUCAAGCAACGAGAGAUGCCACAAAUACAGGGAUCAAGGAAACUGGAAUUGAUGCACGGCUUUGUGAUGUUGGUGCUGCAAUCCAAGAAGUAAUGGAGUCAUAUGAGGUUGAAAUCAAUGGGAAAGUUUUCCAAGUAAAAAGUGUUCGGAACCUCAAUGGACAUAGCAUUGGGCCAUAUCAAAUCCAUGCUGGGAAAUCAGUUCCAAUAGUAAAAGGUGGAGAACAAACAAAAAUGGAGGAGGGAGAGUUCUAUGCCAUUGAAACAUUUGGAUCUACUGGGAAGGGAUUUGUCAGGGAGGAUUUGGAAUGUAGUCAUUACAUGAAGAACUUUGAUGUUGGACAUGUGCCUUUGAGGUUAGCAAAGGCUAAGCAACUGCUCGGGACCAUCAACAACAACUUUGGAACACUCGCUUUCUGUCGUCGGUACUUGGACCGCCUCGGUGAGACGAAGUACCUCAUGGCUCUGAAGAAUCUCUGCGAUAAUGGUAUCGUUCAGCCUUACCCUCCCCUGUGCGACGUGAGAGGGAGCUACGUCUCGCAGUUUGAGCACACCAUCCUGCUCCGCCCAACCUGCAAAGAGGUGAUUUCCAGAGGCGACGACUACUGAUUUCGUCCGCAGCGCCUCCUUUUAGUGGAGUACACACUGUUUUUGCGCAACCUUUGUACCAUCUCUUUAUGGACCAUAGGACAUAUCACAACCGGAUAAAUAAUUUUGCACUCCUGAUCAUAUGUUUUGAGCCUGGAAUAUGUUGGAACUUGUUUUCUGAUGGACUGAAACUGCUACCCCGUUGAAUUAAUGUUGGAUAACCUUUGAUAA
This is a messenger RNA of Panicum hallii, 1906 nucleotides long. RefSeq names its product methionine aminopeptidase 2B-like. The transcript has 13 exons. Bases 356 to 1696 code for a protein of 446 amino acids. Gene Ontology annotation, biological process: proteolysis. The record is from RefSeq and is a predicted model, not a curated record. Gene Ontology annotation, molecular function: metalloaminopeptidase activity. NCBI's taxonomy places the organism in Eukaryota, Viridiplantae, Streptophyta, Magnoliopsida, Poales, Poaceae.